Molecule: messenger RNA, 3984 nt
Organism: Mesocricetus auratus (golden hamster)
Lineage: Eukaryota; Metazoa; Chordata; Mammalia; Rodentia; Cricetidae
Gene: Ripor3
Product: RIPOR family member 3
Exons: 22
Coding region: 475-3285 (936 amino acids)
Source: RefSeq, a predicted model, not a curated record
AGUAAACAGAAACUUGCAGGCGUCCCCUCCACUCCCUUAGAAGCCAGGCAGGCAUCGGACCCCCGCGUAAUUAAUUUGAAUCUUCGAGGGCCACGAGACUUGCACAGACUUGGAAUCAGUCGAGAUGUGAGUAGGAGGUGGCCUCCUGCAGCUACGGCAGGGGAGUGUCCGUGCAGCGCGGUGACACGAAGGGCCAGCGCGGCAUCCGGGGGCGCAGGGCCGGGGCUGGAGGCUUCCGGGAACCCUGGUCCCUCGGCCGCUGCACCCUGACACCCGCCAGAUAAGCUCUAUCGCAGCGGCCAGAGCUGGGGACAGCCGGAUACAGGGGCCACCGAGUGCAUUCCCAGAACCAGCACUCGCGGUGGCCAGUCGGCCGCGGGGAGCUCCGCCCGCCCGCACACAGUGACAGCCAGCCGGCGCAGGACCGAGGGGAGCUCGGUCCGGGAGGUUUAGACCCGCUCCACGGUGACAGCCAUGUCUGUGAGGUUGCACUUCCUGUCUCCGGGGGAUGCCGGGGCUGUGGGGACUGUGGGCCGCAGCGCCUCCUUCGCUGGCUUCGGCGUGCAAACCCGGAGGGUCUCAAAGUCCAUCAACAGGAACUCUGUGAGGUCACGGCUGCCCGCCAAGUCCUCCAAGGCUUACGGUACACUGCGCAAGGGCUCGCUCUGUCUGGACCCCCGGCCGCAGCAGGUGAAGAAGAUCUUUGAUGCUUUGAAGAGAGGCCUCAGGGAACACCUGUGUGAGCAGCAGGCUGAGCUGGAUUACCUGUGCGGACGCCACACAGACUCUCAGAGGAGCUCCAGGCUGGCUUUCUACUAUGACCUGGACAAGCAAACACGCUUGGUAGAGAGACACAUCCGGAAGGUGGAGUUCCACAUCAGUAAGGUGGAUGAGCUCUAUGAAGGAUAUUGUAUCCAGUGGCGUCUGCGAGAUGGUGCCUCCAAUAUGCAGCGUGCCUUCAGCAACGGCACCCAGAGCCGCGCCUCCCGGGAGAGCCUGCAGGAGCUGGGUCGCAGCUUACAGGAGUGCAUGGAGGACAUGUGUCUCAUAGAGGGGGCCUUGGAAGUUCACCUGGGCGAGUUCCAUGUCAAGAUGAAAGGCUUGGUGGGCUAUGCACGCCUCUGUCCCGGAGACCAGUAUGAGGUGCUCAUGCGCCUGGGCCGUCAGCGGUGGCGGCUGAAGGGCCGGAUAGAGCCAGAUGACAGCCAGACCUGGGAUGAGGAGGAGAAGGGCUUUGUGCCCACGGUGCAUGAGAACCUGGAGAUCAAGGUGACUGAGCUCCGAGGCCUGAGCUCAGUGGUGGUGGGUGCUGUGACAUGUGACAUCGCCGACUUCUUCACAGCGAGGCCCCAGCUUGUGGUGGUGGACAUCACUGAGUUGGGCACCAUCAAGCUGCAGCUGGAGCUGCUGUGGAACCCCUUGGACUCUGAGUGCAGGCUGGUGUCGCCCAGCCCCACUGGCAGGUUCUCCAUAGGCAGCAGGAAGGGCUCCCUGUACACCUGGACACCACCUAGCACCCCCAGCUUCCGGGACAAAUACUAUCUGUCUGCCCUCCAGCAGCCAGUGCAGCAGGCCUUGCUGCUGGAUGGGCCCAGGGCCACCUCCAUCCUCGGCUACCUGUCUGACAGUGAGCUCCAGGGUCCCCGCCUGCGGAGCCGGAGCCAGGAGCUACUGGAGAUGGACUCCUUCAGCUCUGAGGACCCCAGAGAUACCGAGACCAGCACGUCGGCAUCCACCUCAGAUGUGGGGUUCCUGACCGUGCCUGUGGGACCCACGGCUUCCAUAGAAGAGGGGACUAGGGAGGAGCCCCCACCCCUGGGCCUGCUGCCCAGCCUGGCUCACCCAGCUGGGGCUGUGCUUGCAGAACAGCCUGGCUGGAGGGACUUGGGAGGAGAGAGGGGGGCCCUGCUACAAGAUGUCCCGGUCCAGAGCCCCACGAUGCCACAGAACCGGAAGGGCCAGGAGGAGGAAGAUGAGGGGGACGGAGUGGAGAGGCCUGUGCAGGAGGUCCUGGAUCUGCUGCGGUCUGCUGACCCCACACAGCCCCAGCUCCGGGAGCUGGAGUACCAAGUCCUUGGCCUCAGGGACCGGCUGAAGCCCCGAGGGGUGCAGCUGGAGCCCGCGUCAGUGCAGAGCCUGAUGGACUGUAUCCUUGAGAGCUUUGCCUUUCUUAACGCCGACCUCGCCAGCGACGAGCUGUCCCUGUUUGGGGGCUCUCAGGCUCCUGAGAGGGACAGCCCCCCGCCCCCUCAGCCAUCACUGAAGGUGUCACCCAGCGAGCUCACUGCUGGAGCCCCUGAGCUGGACACGUUGCUCACUGCCCACCUUCGAGUCUGCAAGGCCUUGCUUCAGAAGCUGGCCACCCCUAAUCUGUCGAGGAUGGUCCAGGACUGCCUCCUAGAGGAAGCAGAGCAACAAAGGCAGGUUCUGGAAGUGCUUUCCGACCUUGACUUUGAGCAGGUCAGCAAGGCCAGGUCGGUUGAAGAGAUCAUCCCACAGGUUCCUCACAGGAAGGGUGGCCUGGCACUGUGGCGAGGCUGCACACAGCCUGGAGGAGUCCUGGCUUGCCCUGCCUCCACACUCCUCAGCCAGCUCAAGAAGAUGUUCCUGCAUCGAGUCCGAGGGAAGUACCCAGGCCAGCUGGAAAUAGUGUGUCGCAGGCUCCUGGAGCAGGUGGUCGGCUGUGGUGGGCUCUUGGCCACAGCAGGGCUCCAGGAAGAGCAGAUGGUCACCUGGUUCCAGUUCCACAGCUAUCUGCAGCGGCAGAGUGUCUCUGACCUAGAGAAACACCUCACCCAGCUCUCCAAGGAAGUUACUCUCAUCGAGGAGUUGCAGUGUGCAGGCCCAGCCAAGGCCCUGAGGAAGCUGCACGGGAAACGUCUGGGCCAGCUGCAGCCCCUGCCCCAGACUCUCCAAGCUUGGGCAUUGCUGCAGCUGGAUGGACCCCCGAGGGUGUGCAGGGCUGCCAGAGCACGCCUGGCCAGCGCGGCCAGGAACAGGCGCUUCCGGGAGAAGGCUCUGCUGUACUACACCAACGCCUUAAACGACAGUGAUGCCAAGCUCCAGCAGGCGGCGUGCAUGGCGCUGCAGCAGCUUGGGGGUAGCGAGAGUGUUGAGCAGAUCGCCAGUCUGUGUGGGUCUGACCUGGAGGCCGUGCGAGCGGCAGCGCGGGAGGCAACGUUGUCGUUUGGUGAGAAAGGCCGCCUAGCUUUUGAGAAGAUGGACAAACUCCAGUCAGAACAAGACAUCUACCAGGAAGCAGAUGUUGAAAUCACAAUUUUCUAAGAAGCUAUGGCACGGCCAGUGAGCUCCAAUACAGCACCUCUCUUCCUCGAAGCUGCCCAGCUUCCAUAGUGCCCACGUCUUGGGUGGAGCACCCUAGGCACUCCCUCACAAGUAUGAGCUGCUCAGGAUGGCUGCCUGAGACUUGACUCAGUACCCAGCCCAAGGGCACAGUGGUGUACUCAGAGCAGGAAGAAGUGGCGUGUGUGGCCUCCCCCAAAUGCUGCUUUUGCCUGUUGUGCCUUCCUGGGGUGCAGUGUCAGGGGUAGCUAGCACUGGCUGAGACCAAGGGUCUAAGACAAAGUGAGGUUCGAAACAGACACAUUUGGAAUGUGAGUUCCCCACACACGCUGAACUGAGGCAGAACGGGUCUGAUAAACAUGGGCUGAGACCGAUAGCCGGUGGCGGGCCCACUUCUGACACAUGACAACCUGUGGCCAUUAGAUGAAUUGCUUCAAAAGCCAGAGCUGAGGUGAAGUCCACUGAGGUAGCUAUGGAGGCACACGAAGUGUUUCCACCGCAGUAGGAAACCAUUCAAAACCAUGCGUCUGAGAUGUCCACAAGGAGUGGGGUGACUCUCGGGGCUGACUUAAGACGCAGCAGUUAGAGUCAUGUGGACGUGUGUGCUGACUUAUCUUGGUUAUUUAUUUGCCUCAUUCAUGUCCAUUUUCUGAAAUCUCAAUUAAAAACUGCUCAAGUACA